Molecule: messenger RNA, 1263 nt
Organism: Eutrema salsugineum
Lineage: Eukaryota; Viridiplantae; Streptophyta; Magnoliopsida; Brassicales; Brassicaceae
Product: plant UBX domain-containing protein 4
Exons: 4
Coding region: 143-1060 (305 amino acids)
Biological process (GO): Golgi organization; autophagosome assembly; membrane fusion
Cellular component (GO): cytosol; nucleus
Molecular function (GO): ubiquitin binding
Source: RefSeq, a predicted model, not a curated record
GCGCGUAAAAAAAACAAGUGACUAGUGAGCGUCUCUCUAACGUUGGUUCGAUAUCUCUGAUUUAUUCCUCAAUAUUAUUCUCUCAGCUCUCUUUCUCUCUCUCUGGAAAUCGUUUUCUGUUCUGAGCAACGGAGAGAGAAAAAUGUCUUCCAAGGACAAGAAACCGGCGAGGCCAUCGAGUAGUCGAGUUGGUAAAAUCCGUACUCUUUCCGAUCUUAAUCGAAGGUCUGGACCGGACUCCGACAGUGAUUCCGACGGACCUCAAGAAUACUACACCGGCGGCGAGAAAAGUGGUAUGCUUGUUCAAGAUCCUUCGAAAAAGGAUGAUGUUGAUGAGAUAUUCAAUCAAGCUAGACAGCUAGGAGCUGUGGAAGGACCUCUUGAAACUCCUUCAAGCUCUAGGAGCUUCACUGGAACAGGGAGAUCGCUUUCAGGAGAAAGCGUUUCAACGGCUCUUCAACAGCCUGAGCCUGUAGUUCACAACAUUGUUUUCUGGUCUAAUGGAUUCACCAUAGAUGAUGGCCCUUUGAGGAAGCUGGAUGAUCCAGAGAAUGCAUCUUUUCUCGAGAGCAUUCGAAAGUCUGAGUGCCCGAAAGAGCUUGAGCCUGCAGAUAAAAGAGCUCCGGUACAUGUCAAUCUGAUGCGAAGGGAAGAGAAAUGCCCCGAACGAGAGAAGCAGCGUAGGGUUUCGUUUCAAGGUGUUGGAAGGACUCUAGGUGGUAGCAACGACAUCACUGGAAGCAGCUCACCAAUGGCUCCAGAUUCCAUCCAAACCAACCAAACCGAUGUAGCAGCACCAUCUCCAGUUAUGGUGAUUGAUGAAACACUUCCGACCACAUCGAUCCAGAUUAGACUAGCGGAUGGGAACCGCCUAGUGGCUAAGUUCAAUCACCAUCACACGAUCAACGACAUUCGUGCUUUCGUUGAUUCUUCUCGACCUGGAUCACCUGUGAACUACCAGCUUCAGACAAUGGGAUUCCCACCUAAGCCCUUGACUGAUCUCACUCAGACUAUUGAACAAGCAGGUCUCGCCAACUCUGUGGUUCUUCAGAAAUUCUAGAAGUUCUUCUAGAAGGUUGGUUCUUGUUUUUUUGUUCUAUCUAUAUAUAUGCAUUAUUAUGAGAUUUUCAUAACUGUUAUUUGUAACCAGAAAAAAUUGUUGGCUUGUAAGUUACUUCGUAUACGCAGCAUAAAUGGGGUCUCUCAUAUAUGGGAAGAACAGACACUAUAGAUUUUCCUAAUUUAUCAAAAAAUAAAUAUUUU